Molecule: messenger RNA, 1211 nt
Organism: Bipolaris maydis ATCC 48331
Lineage: Eukaryota; Fungi; Ascomycota; Dothideomycetes; Pleosporales; Pleosporaceae
Source: RefSeq, a predicted model, not a curated record
CCGAAGGAAGCCUAUCGUCAAGAGAUAAGCCCUGUUAUCAUGCGCACCGCAAACAAAGGAAGAACCGCCCUUUGCACCUGGCCUACAAAAGUCGCCCGUCGACGCUGACCUCUGCACCACCCCCCCCCUUCUUCAUCCGCGUGCGCAUCUCAGUCUCAAUCUCAUUCCGAUUCUAGCCCAUUUCCAAGCCAAGUCCACUUUACCCGUCUUCUCAAACAAGCUUCCAUGGCCCCAGAGUCUCUAACCGUCACCACUACCCAAGAAAAUCACGACAUAACCAUAGGAACUAUAACAUGCACUGCAUCUAUUCCAUUCGGAGGCCAAGGCCAAUGGCUCUAUUCACCGGCCACCAAAAAGUUCGACUUGUCUCGAGGCGCGGACCGGAAAAUGGUUCUCGAGUGCGAUGAAGAACGCAGCAACCACACGGGCUUCAUGAUUGACCCUGGCAAGUCAGUCUUGAUCGUCGUUGACAUGCAAAACUACUUUGUUCAUCCAUUGUAUCGCGACCACGCAGCAGGAAUUACUGCCAUCGAUCCUACUUUGAAGGUCAUUGAGAGAUGCCGAAAAGAAGGCAUCCAAGUUGCCUGGCUGAACUGGGGCAUCACCGACCACGACCUGAACAGGAUGGCGCCUGCUGUCCAGCGCGGCUUCAGCAAGACGCUGGGAUGGCAUGUGGGGCUGGGCGCUCAGCUGCCUGACGGCCAAGGACGAUGCCUGUUCAAGCGGACGUGGAACGCAGCCCUAUACGGACCGUUUCAAGCAGUCGCCCAGCCCGGCGAUCUCUUUUUCGACAAGACACGAAUGAGCGGUCUCUGGUCUGAGAGGGAGCCCAUCCAUGAGUAUCUCCGGGCAUCUGGCAAGCACACGCUGCUCUUUGCUGGCGUCAACACGGAUCAAUGCGUCUUUGGCACCGUGUCCGAUGCAUACUCAUACGGAUGGGAUUGUGUUUUGCUCAGCGACUGCACAGGCACAAUGACGGGACGCGGAGCUCAGGAGCUAACCGAAUACCAGAUUUCGCAAAACAUGGGCUUCGUCGUUGACAGCAACACUUUCUGCAAUGCUUCGAUCAAUGAACACGUCGAGGGUUGCUGAUCUGGUCGCGCCCAUGCUCCUUCACAUCGGCCUCUUUUCUUGUUUCUUUCUGGCGGUACCUGUUGUUUAGAAAUACCCAUAGCGCAAGUAGUACAAGACGAAUACAUUUAGAUUAAUUA